AUGACUAAAGGAAAAAGUGGUCAGAAGAGAGCGGAAGGCAGAGUGUUGAAUUUUGAUCAUAUCGUGUUUUGGGUGGCCAAUGCUAAAACUGCAUCGUCAUAUUUCACAACACGAUUAGGCUUUAAACCUCUCGCAGUACGCGAAGCAACAGAAAAUAGAGCUGUGCAGUCGUACGCUGUUAGAUCAAACCAGAUAACCCUAAUAUUUGAGUCGCCAACUUCCAACGGGGGAGAAAUAUCGAAAGAUCUGAUAGCUCACGGCGACUUCGUGAAGGACGUGGCUUUUGAAGUCCAGGACCUUGAUGAACUGGUUCGAAAGGCAAAGGAAGGUGGCGCUGAGGUGAUCAAAGGUGUCACGGAGGAGAAGGAUAAAUAUGGGGUCUUAAGAUAUGUUGUGCUAAGGACGUACGGCGACAACACUCACACACUUAUUGAUCGUAGUAAGUACAAGGGAGUGCUGUUACCAGGAUUUGAACCCGUGGAGAAUGACGUCCUUAACAAAUCGCUACCUGCGACUAAUUUGAUGUUUAUAGACCAUGUAGAAGGCAACAUGGCUGAUGGAACACUUGAAGAUUCUGUAACAUGGUAUGAAAAGAAUCUCAACAUGCAUAGAUUCUGGUGUGUAGAUUAUAAACACGAUUUAGUUCCAUAUUCCUGUAUCAACUCCGCAUCUGUCAUCAACAGAGAUGAAAACGUCCUUCUUUCUAUGAAUGAAGCUGCGAAAGGGUUAAGGCCUACUAGCAAGGCGACCGAGUUUGUGAAGGCACUGGGCACCUCUGGAGUGGAACACAUUGCUUUGUACACGGAUGAUAUUGUUGCUACUAUGCGAAAUUUGAAAGCCCGCGGCGCCGACAUACUGUCAUGGCCGCCGACUUACUACGACUUAAUUCGAGAGAAACUAAAGCAUAGUUCUGUGAAAGUCGCGGAAAGUAUCGAAGAGUUGCAGGAGCAAAACAUUCUGAUUGACUUUGACGAACGAGGGUACAUGCUGCAGGCAUUCACUAAACAUCUGCAAGCCAGGCCGACGGUCUUCAUUGAAAUAUUGCAGAGAAGGAAUCACAGGACCUCUUACACGGACAAGGGUAGAAAACCAGAAGAUGGACGCUUUCUAGCUUUCGAUCAUCUCACAUUUUGGGUGUCAAACGCAAAGCAGGCAGCCAGUUAUUAUGUUACGAGAUUUGGCUUCGAGCCUUUGGCGUAUAGUGGUUUGGAGACUGGCUCAAGAAAAAUAGCUUCGUAUGCCGUCAGAUUGAAUAAGAUUAUCUUCGUAUUACAAGCUCAAUAUGAACCUGAAGAGACAGACUUUGCGAACGAAGUAGCGUACCACGGUGACUUCGUGAAAGAUGUGGCGUUCCAAGUGGAAAAUCUGGACUAUAUCCUGGAGUACGCCAAGAAACAGGGCGCCGUGGUCGUGAAGGAUUUGUGGCAAGAAGAAGAUGAGUUUGGAGUGGUCAGGAUGGCUACUGUGAAGACGUACGGAGACAACACCCACACGCUGGUGGACAGGUCCAAGUACCGCGGACCGUUCCUCCCGGGCUACCAACUACUGAACAGUGACCCUAUCAACAAAUUCCUGCCUAAAGUGGAGAUCAACUUCAUAGACCACGUUGUGGGCAAUCAACCUGACGGACGCAUGGAGGAGGCAGCUUCUUGGUACGAGAGGUGUCUGCAGUUCCACAGAUUCUGGUCAGUGGACGACAAGCAAAUCUGUACGGAGUAUUCAGCCCUUCGGUCCAUUGUAAUGGCCAACUGGGAAGAGACUGUGAAGAUGCCUAUAAAUGAGCCAGCGGCUGGCAAGAGAAAGAGUCAGAUCCAGGAGUACGUGGAGUACCACGGCGGAGCUGGAGUGCAGCACAUCGCUAUCAAUACUGAGGAUAUUAUUACUGCUAUUGAAAAUCUUCGCGCCCGCGGUGUGGAAUUCCUCUCCAUACCUUCGGAAUACUACACGCUGAUCCGUGAACGUCUACAACACAGCAAAGUGAAGGUGGCUGAAAGUAUAGACGAGUUGGAGAGGCUGAACAUCCUUAUAGACUAUGAUGACGAUGGCUACCUACUUCAGAUCUUCACUAAGAACACUCAAGACAGACCUACCCUUUUCUUAGAAGUUAUUCAGAGGAGAAAUCAUAACGGUUUCGGCGCUGGCAACUUCAAGACAUUAUUCGAAUCCAUCGAAUUGGAACAAGAAAAGCGUGGCAAUCUCUAAAUUAUUAUUAUUACGUAGGACAUAUAUAUACUCCUUGUCUGCCAUAUUACAUUAG
This is a messenger RNA of Spodoptera exigua (beet armyworm), 2257 nucleotides long. The record is from the annotation of a GenBank genome assembly. NCBI's taxonomy places the organism in Eukaryota, Metazoa, Arthropoda, Insecta, Lepidoptera, Noctuidae.